Arabidopsis arenosa is the source of this 2225-nucleotide messenger RNA. Lineage: Eukaryota; Viridiplantae; Streptophyta; Magnoliopsida; Brassicales; Brassicaceae. The record is from the annotation of a GenBank genome assembly.
ACAGAUGGCAGCUUCAUCUGCUUGUCUUGUGGGAAAUGGAUUGUCAGUGAAUACAACAACCAAACAGAGGUUAAGUAAAAACUUUUCCAGCAGACAGAUUGGUCUUUCCUCAUCCUUUUCUUCAGUGAUUAGGACAUCUAAGGUUAAUGUAGUGAAGCCUUCUUUGGAUGUGAAGAAGAAACAUGAUGGAAGAAGAGAUUUUCUUAAGAUCUUGUUAGGAAAUGCCGGGGUCGGUUUGGUUGCAAGUGGGAAAGCAAAUGCAGAGGAACAAGCGGUUUCGUCGUCUAGGAUGUCGUAUUCUAGGUUUCUAGAGUAUUUGGAUAAGGAUAGGGUGAAUAAAGUUGAUUUGUAUGAGAAUGGGACUAUAGCUAUUGUGGAAGCUGUUUCUCCUGAGUUGGGUAACCGGGUUGAGCGUGUUCGUGUUCAGCUACCGGGAUUAAGUCAGGAGCUUCUCCAGAAGCUUAGGGCCAAGAAUAUUGAUUUUGCAGCACAUAAUGCUCAGGAAGACCAAGGUUCUGUGUUAUUCAACUUGAUUGGUAAUCUUGCUUUCCCAUUGCUUUUGAUUGGUGGUUUGUUCCUACUUUCGAGACGCUCUGGUGGUGGAAUGGGUGGACCUGGAGGUCCUGGUAACCCACUUCAGUUUGGUCAGUCCAAAGCAAAGUUCCAAAUGGAACCAAACACUGGCGUAACGUUUGAUGAUGUUGCUGGAGUUGAUGAAGCAAAGCAAGAUUUUAUGGAAGUGGUGGAGUUUCUGAAGAAACCCGAGAGAUUCACUGCGGUUGGUGCCAAGAUCCCAAAAGGUGUUCUCCUUAUUGGUCCUCCUGGUACCGGGAAAACCCUUUUGGCAAAAGCCAUUGCUGGUGAAGCUGGUGUACCUUUCUUCUCCAUCUCUGGUUCUGAGUUUGUUGAGAUGUUUGUCGGUGUUGGUGCCUCAAGAGUCCGUGAUCUUUUCAAGAAAGCCAAAGAGAACGCUCCUUGCAUUGUCUUUGUAGAUGAAAUAGAUGCUGUUGGUAGGCAAAGAGGAACCGGAAUUGGUGGAGGUAAUGAUGAAAGAGAACAGACCCUCAAUCAGCUCCUAACUGAGAUGGAUGGUUUUGAAGGUAACACUGGUGUUAUCGUAGUUGCUGCAACCAAUAGAGCAGACAUUCUUGAUUCUGCUUUGUUGAGGCCAGGACGGUUUGACCGGCAGGUAAGUGUUGACGUUCCAGACGUUAAGGGGAGAACAGAUAUCCUCAAGGUUCAUGCCGGUAAUAAGAAGUUCGACAAUGAUGUCUCACUUGAAAUAAUAGCAAUGAGAACACCCGGAUUUAGCGGAGCAGAUCUCGCUAACCUCUUGAAUGAAGCUGCUAUAUUGGCCGGAAGGCGAGCACGGACAUCGAUAUCAUCUAAAGAGAUUGAUGACUCCAUUGAUAGAAUCGUUGCUGGCAUGGAAGGAACAGUGAUGACCGAUGGCAAGAGCAAAAGCUUGGUAGCUUACCAUGAAGUUGGUCAUGCAGUGUGUGGAACAUUGACUCCAGGACAUGAUGCUGUGCAAAAGGUAACGUUGAUACCAAGAGGCCAAGCAAGAGGUCUGACUUGGUUCAUUCCAUCAGAUGACCCGACACUCAUCUCCAAGCAACAACUCUUUGCAAGAAUUGUCGGUGGACUCGGUGGUAGAGCCGCUGAAGAAAUCAUCUUUGGUGAGCCCGAGGUGACUACUGGUGCAGUUGGUGACUUGCAACAGAUCACCGGUUUGGCUAGACAGAUGGUUACAACAUUUGGAAUGUCUGAUAUUGGACCAUGGUCGUUGAUGGAUUCAUCAGCACAAAGUGAUGUCAUCAUGAGAAUGAUGGCAAGAAACUCCAUGUCUGAGAAGCUUGCAGAAGACAUUGAUUCUGCGGUGAAGAAACUAUCAGACAGUGCAUAUGAGAUAGCUCUAAGCCACAUAAGGAACAAUCGUGAAGCCAUGGAUAAGCUCGUUGAAGUGCUUCUCGAGAAAGAAACAAUUGGCGGUGACGAAUUCAGGGCAAUUCUUUCUGAGUUUACUGAAAUCCCACCAGAAAACCGGGUUCCUUCCUCAACAACAUCAACUCCAGCAUCAGCACCAACACCAGCUUCCGUCUAAGUAAGAGAAUUUGUAUACUUGUGAUACUUAUAAUUUUUCUGUAAAUUUAUCUGUCAAACUUACACUCUAGAAAUGUGAUACUAUCUCAAAAUUUAGUAACAAGUAAAUGUUAAAAUUGAAU